CGCGCCGCACAGCCUGCCGCGGCCAGGCGGGGCACCUGGGAUCGCGGCGCUGCCGGACACGUGAGUGCGCCCUGCGCGCCUCCUGGCCGAGGUGUGCCGGGGAGGCCCUGGCUGCGAGCGCAGAGAGAGAGUGGCAGCGAGUUUGAAGUGCAGAAGGAGCCUCGGAGUGCUCCCAGUACCGCUGACGUUCCCCUCGCCAACCGCACCCAUGCUUCUGGCGCGGAUGAAGCCGCAGGUGCAGCCCGAGAACAGCGGGGCGGACCAGGGGCCCGAGCAGCCCGUGCAAGGGCGCAAAGCCGCGGAGCUGUUGGUGGUGAAAGAGCGCAACGGCGUCCAGUGUCUCCUGGCGUCCCGCGCAGGGGACGAGCAGCCCCGGGAGACCUGGGGCAAGAAGAUCGACUUCCUGCUGUCGGUGAUAGGCUUCGCCGUGGACCUGGCCAACGUGUGGCGCUUCCCCUACCUCUGCUACAAGAACGGUGGUGGUGCCUUUCUGAUCCCGUACACACUGUUCCUUAUCAUUGCCGGGAUGCCUCUGUUCUACAUGGAGCUGGCCCUGGGCCAGUACAACCGAGAAGGAGCAGCCACGGUGUGGAAGAUCUGCCCGUUCUUCAAAGGAGUGGGCUACGCCGUGAUCCUCAUCGCCAUCUACGUCGGCUUCUAUUACAACGUCAUCAUCGCCUGGUCCCUGUACUACCUCUUCUCCUCCUUCACCCUCAAACUGCCCUGGACUGACUGCGGCCAUUCCUGGAACAGCCCCAACUGCACUGACCCCAAGCUCCUCAACAGCUCCGCGCUGGGCAACCACACCAAGUACUCCAAGUACAAGUUCACGCCCGCAGCAGAGUUCUAUGAGCGUGGCGUCCUGCACCUGCACGAGAGCAGCGGGAUCCAUGACAUCGGUCUGCCGCAGUGGCAGCUCUCGCUCUGUCUGAUGGUCGUCGUGAUCAUCCUGUUUUUCAGCCUCUGGAAAGGAGUGAAGACAUCAGGAAAGGUGGUGUGGAUCACAGCCACGCUGCCCUACUUCGUGCUGUUCGUGCUCCUGGUCCACGGCAUCACGCUGCCCGGCGCCUCCAACGGCAUCAACGCCUACCUGCACAUCGACUUCUAUCGUCUCAAAGAGGCCACGGUGUGGAUCGAUGCGGCAACUCAGAUAUUUUUUUCCUUGGGGGCUGGAUUUGGAGUCCUGAUUGCCUUUGCCAGUUACAACAAAUUUGACAACAACUGCUACAGGGAUGCCCUACUCACCAGCACCAUCAACUGUGUCACCAGCUUCGUCUCCGGGUUCGCCAUCUUCUCCAUCCUCGGCUACAUGGCCCACGAGCACAAGGUCAACAUCGAGGACGUGGCCACUGAAGGAGCCGGCCUGGUUUUCAUCUUGUAUCCAGAAGCCAUUUCCACACUGUCGGGAUCCACGUUCUGGGCGGUCGUCUUCUUCAUCAUGCUCCUGGCUCUGGGAAUUGACAGCUCAAUGGGAGGCAUGGAGGCCGUCAUCACGGGCCUGGCGGAUGACUUCCAGGUCCUGAAAAGACACCGGAAACUCUUCACAUUUGCUGUCACCUUUGGGACCUUCCUUCUGGCCCUGUUUUGCAUAACCAAGGGUGGGGUGUAUGUGCUGACCCUGCUGGACACCUUCGCGGCGGGGACCUCCAUCCUGUUCGCGGUGCUCAUGGAAGCCAUCGGCGUCUCCUGGUUCUACGGUGUGGACAGGUUCAGCAACGACAUCCAGCAGAUGAUGGGGUUCAAGCCCGGCCUCUACUGGAGACUGUGCUGGAAGUUCGUCAGCCCCGCCUUCCUCCUGUUUGUGGUGGUGGUGAGUGUCAUCGACUUCAAGCCGCUCAACUACGAUGACUACGUCUUCCCGCUCUGGGCCAACUGGGUCGGGUGGGGCAUCGCGCUCUCCUCCAUGGCACUCGUGCCCGCCUACAGUAUCUACAAGUUCUUCAGCAUACGGGGCUCCCUUCGGGAGAGACUGGCCUACGGCAUCACCCCGGAGAACGAGCAUCACCUGGUGGCCCAGAGAGAUGUCAGGCAGUUCCAACUGCAGCACUGGCUGGCCAUCUGACCUCGGGCCCGAGGAGGAGCCCUGCCGCGCCCACACCCAGGUCCGAGGCUUCGCUACCACCCCGGACAGACACAGUCUUGAAAAUCCUCUCCUGAAAGAUGUGUCGUGCCAUCCUUCUUCCUCUUUUCCCAGUUACAAAUGGUUUCGUGACCUGGUUUUUAUUCACAUUCUGUUCAUCUGGCCCGGGGUCUUGGAGUUGGGAUUGGAAAGCCUCGAGGGAGAAGAGGAGGGGAGGGUACAGGAAGAAUGACUUCUGUUGAACCUCUUUUGUUUUGGGGAAGCUCUCGCACAGCUUGGGAUCUGGCCCAAGCUGAGCUCCAUGGCUCGGGCAGAACUCCCCCCCCAUGCUAGCUUGGAUUUUGGGCCACGGAAGAAAUCCUGUCGGCCAAAUCAGGGAGGGGACGUUCCUUUUGGUCAGACGCCAUAAAACCAAACACAAACGAGAAGCCCGGCUGGGUCUGGGGUGGGGGAUCCUCUUUCUCCUGCCACCCGGUCAGCGCUGUGGUAUCUGAACCUUGGUCAGGGAGCUUGGGUUGGUUUGUCUCCGUCUUGGGUCUGUGGGCAGAUGCUCUGGGGGGUCGUGAGCAGAAACCUUCACAGUUAGUUUUCACUCUGGCUAAGCUGAGUCUGAUGUGUGUGUGUUCUGGAACAUUCUUCAUGGGGAAGCCCACCCACCCAGCAAGGUCCCCCAUGCAGCAGGGUCCCAGAGGCUCUUCAAGUGAUGGGGGGUUGGCCCUGAAAACUCCCUUUGUCUCUCUUCAUGGUCUGGACUUGGCACCUGAGGGCAGGGUGGGACCAAGUACAGAGCAACCUGGUCACUGAAGUCCAGGCAAGACUAUUCUGAGUUGAUGGAGCGGAUUGGUGGUUUUAGAGAAUUUCCAGCUUGACUUCUGUUACACGUUCGCCUGUGGCGCCCUCUGGUGGUGGUGGUGGUGGUGAUUAGUUUCAGCUCCUUUAGAGAACGGAUUCCUAGUUGGGUUAAGUUGGUGGCAUCUUUUGGGGGUUUCUGUUUAUGGUUUGAGUCUCUUCUUAUGUCCCUGCUGGAAACUGAGAUUCAGAGGUUCUUGUUGUGACUGUGGAAGCCCCUGUGGAAGAAUCUUGGUCCAUAAGUAAAUAAACAGAGAGGCCACUCAUACUGGGAGUGUAGGAAGACACACAACACAUCCAGAAGGUCCCUGAGCCUGACCAAUGGGUCAUGCGGUGUGUGGAAGAGAGUUAUAAGGGGGCCAGCCGGGGGCUGAGAGGUGGUUUUCUCUCUGACAGUCCUGAGAUUUCCCUGCUAAGUCAGUGUCCAUGGGUCAUUUUUUGGAAAAAAGAGGGAGAAAUCAGAAGACUUUUGUUUGAUCUUUUCAUGUAAAAAGGCCAGCUCCAAGUGUAAGACAGCCCAGGUGGCAGGUGUCUUGGACCACUGUGGAGGGCAGGGCCUGGGAGUGGAGCAUCCGAUGGAGUGGAACGAUAAGGUGGGGGUCUGGGAGAUGAGGGCAGGGUGACCCAUCACGGGUGGGAUCUGACCCCCUAGGUGACUUCGAAUCCUCCCGUGAAGGGUAAUUCCUCCCUCGGUGUUAUGCUUGUUUUCCACAAAGCACUUUCAUCCCUGUCAUCUCCUGUCUUCCCAGCGAGGACUGCAGGGCCGGUUUCUGUCCCCAUUUCCCAGAUGGGAACACCGAGGCCCAGCAUUUCGGGCACUCUGGGUCAAGUGUUGUCAGGUACUAAGGGAUCCAGUCAGACCCUCAGCAGUUGUUGGAAGAAGGGGAGAGGCGUCAUUUGUUCUCAUCCAUCUGGUUGCCAGAGGAAAUCAUUGAGCUGCCCCCUUUCUGAUGAACACAGUCGCUCUGGGGAACAGCGGGGAGUGACAGCUGAGGCUGGCUGGCUGAAAUGAGGGUGACAGAAAAGCCUGUGUGUAUCAGAACAGGGACACCCUACGGAGAGACCCUGCCAUCCGCCUGUGGCCUUCCUGCCUCUAGACAUCUGUCCCGAGGGUGAACCGGAGAUAUGCUGCUAGCUGGCCCACACCAGACCGGAGCAUCGGUGCUGCCUGGCGGCGGGAGUCAGCUCCUGAGCCUGGGGCGAGGGGCGAGGGAGGCUCUGGCCCCCAAGCCCAGGGUCCCCCUACCCAGGAAGCCCUUGGAAGUUCUGGUGGGGGUGCCGGCAGACACUCUGGGCUCACCUUCCACCCACACUUAAUGGAGGGGGAGUGUGUCCUUUAUCCCGAGUCAUGUGUGACUUCUUUUUUGUGGCCUUUCUUUGAGAGCAGAGGUUACCCGGCACGAGGGUGCUCCUGUGUACUGUACAUGACACUUUUGCAUUUUACCAGAUAUUUAAAAGACUGUUAUUUUCCACGAAAUGUAAGAUGUCUGUUUAAGACCACUGCGUUACCGUCUGCUCAGUGUCCGUGAUUCCGUGGCCACCUGUGAGUGGGUCCUCGUUCUAGAUGCAAAGGAGACAAAGGAGAAAGGGGAGCUGCCACCUCGUGCCAAAGGGCCUGCCGUAUACAAGUCCCCAAAGCUGCCUUAAUUCUGGGACGGUGGCCCCGCCUGGGCUGGGGGCAGGGGUUGGCUGUCUCUGGGUGUAGGACCCGUUUCUCUUGGUCCUGGUGAGGUGAGACCGAAACAUUCUUACCAAAGAAGUCAUUUCUUAGUAGAGAAGCCCACUGGGCUCAUUUCAUUUAUUUCCUUUGGAAGCCAGGGGUUGGAGAAGAACAGAGAAAGGGUGCACAGCUCACCGGACCUGGGUCUGCAGCCGCCUCCUGGGCUCCUGGGGAGGCGGGAGCUUAACUCUCUGGGCCUCGGGGUUCUUUGUCUGCAGGCAAGGGUUGGAGCCCGUAAUCAAGGUCCCAUCCAGUUAAAAAACGUUCCUGUCUCCAUGACUAUGUUCUUGUGCUAAAUGUACUGUGAGGGAAGCACAUCGUUUCCAGUAGGACUUUUCCAGAAUGAUCUGGCGACCCGUAACCUGUGGAGUAGAGCGAUGUCCGAUUUCUGGCCUCCAGAACUUGGAUUUUUCUGGACAUUCAGUAGUUCUUCCUUCUCUAGUAUGGCUUUAAUGGAUGCCAGAAACAAUGGGUUUAAAAACAGCAGCAACAACAACCCAACCCUUUUGUUUUGAGGAUGUUGAGGGUGACAUGUCAUGCCCUGAGAGCCCCAGGAGCCACAGCUGUGCAGGUGUUAGCGUAGUUACGCCGCAAGGUCAGAGGCCACCAAAGACAUUGGUGAAUGUGAAGUUGCUUUUGGGGUACCCAUCCUCAUCCCUCUGAUUCUCCACUUCUGUAAAUAAGGAUUGUCCCAGUGGUGCCCUCUCUGUGUCAUGGACUGUUCCAGUGUGAUGAAGGUUUCUCUGUUUGGUGUGGAUUUAUUUUAAAAGCUGUUCUCUUCAUGGAAAAAUAAGUGUGCAGAGUAAUAAAGGAUAU
This is a messenger RNA of Ailuropoda melanoleuca (giant panda), 5465 nucleotides long. RefSeq names its product solute carrier family 6 member 2 (gene SLC6A2). Gene Ontology annotation, molecular function: neurotransmitter:sodium symporter activity; dopamine:sodium symporter activity; norepinephrine:sodium symporter activity. Gene Ontology annotation, cellular component: axon; plasma membrane; presynaptic membrane. The record is from RefSeq and is a predicted model, not a curated record. Gene Ontology annotation, biological process: sodium ion transmembrane transport; dopamine uptake involved in synaptic transmission; amino acid transport. NCBI's taxonomy places the organism in Eukaryota, Metazoa, Chordata, Mammalia, Carnivora, Ursidae. The coding region runs from base 209 to 2062 and encodes 617 amino acids. The transcript is spliced from 15 exons.